Messenger RNA from Fonsecaea erecta, 1083 nucleotides. RefSeq lists its product as hypothetical. Bases 1 to 1083 code for a protein of 360 amino acids. Lineage: Eukaryota; Fungi; Ascomycota; Eurotiomycetes; Chaetothyriales; Herpotrichiellaceae. The transcript has a single exon. The record is from RefSeq and is a predicted model, not a curated record.
AUGGCAACCCCCAUCCUUCUCUCCCGUGACUCUUUCCACACCACCCACAACAAGAUGGACCACCUUCUUCGCCGGUUCAGCUCCAAAAAGUCCUCGAUGACCAGCAGAGGGAGUCCAUCCACUGUGUAUUCCAGACAGUCAACACCAGCCCCUUCCCCCUCGACGGCUGCUUCUACCCCAAGACCGACUGCAUCACCCAUCGCUCGGGCCAGAAACAACAACAGCAACAACACCAACCCCUUUCCCACCACGAUUCCCACGCGUCGUCCGCCAGCCGCUGAGCCACCCCCUCCUUACUCUCCUCGCUCAGAUUCCAAUACCAACACCAACGUACCUUAUUCGCCAGCUGACCUGUCCACUCCCAUGCAAGUCGCGGAUGACUCGCCCUACGCCUUCCUGCGCACUUUCGACACCAUCUUCCUGAUCGAUGACUCCGGUUCCAUGGCCGGCCGCUCGUGGCGAGAGACCUCUGCAGCAUUGGCCGCAAUUGCCCCGAUCUGCACGGCCCACGACCCGGACGGUAUCGACGUCUACUUCCUGAAUCACCGCAACCCACACACCGCGGGCGGCCUAGGUGGGUACACCAAUAUCACCACUACGGCGACGGUGCAGAGCCUGUUCCAAAACGUGCGACCCCUCGGAGGAACACCCACCGGGACGCGCCUCAACCAGAUCCUCAAGCCCUACCUCUCGGAACUGUCCGACUCGCUCGAGCGACAGUCCCGCAAUAGCAACGAGGCCGAGGCCCCAGUGAAGCCGCUCAACAUCAUCGUCAUCACCGACGGCGUGCCCUCGGACGACGUCGAGAGCGUCAUCGUCCACGCCGCCCGCAAGCUCGACGCCCUGUCCGCCGAGCCUUGGCAGGUGGGCAUUCAAUUCUUCCAGGUCGGCCGCGAGCCCGAGGCCCGGGACAUGCUCUGCGAACUGGACGACACGUUGAGCGCUGAAUACCACAUCCGGGACAUGGUCGACACGGUGCCCUGGAGCGGCGAGGACGGUGAAGAUCAAGGCCUCACCGCCCAGGGGCUGUUGAAGGUGUGCUUGGGCAGCGUGGUCAGACGGUGGGAUCGGCGCCAUGUGUAA